GCAGAGGGUGUUCUUUAAUGGAAGCCUCUCCGACAUAACCCAGGUCGAAUCAGGAAUUCCCCAGGGCAGCUGUCUAGGCCCCUUACUUUUUUCCAUCUUUACUAAUGACAUGACACUGGCUUUGAGUAAAACCUAAUAAUGUUAUAUAAUGUACUGUUUUAUCUUUAGUUUUAAUGUAAGUGCCUUAAUGUGUUUGGACCCCAGGAAGAGUAGCUGCUGCCUUGGCAACAGCUAAUGGGGAUCCAUAAUAAACCCCAGGAAGAGUAGCUGCUGCCAUGAUUGUCCCACUAGAUAAUCUGAUUUCUCCAUCAUUGUUAUCAUAGAUUCACAUGCAGAACUGAUGUCCUCUCUCAAUGAUUUACAGAUGGCUGUCAUCUUGCCGUUCUCCUGUUUAACUGUUUCAACUCAUUGAGCUGACCCUGGGAGAACUGCAAACUGUUCGUCUUUUAUUAGUUGAAUCCAUUUGGACACUUAAAGUUAUUUUCUUGUUGUUGUAACAACUGCUUGUGGAACUUUUUUUGUUCAUUUAAAAGAUCCUUCACCUGUGAUAGAGAGACACCACAGCCAUCAAUGGUACUCCUGCCGGCUUUGGUCUUUGUCAUAGUAACAACGUAGGAUACGCUGUUACCCCUCUCAGUUCCAGACAGGACAGGUUAUACUGUUUCUCCUCUCAGUUCCAGACAGGUUAUACUGUUACUCCUCUCAGUUCCAGACAGGACAGGUUAUACUGUUACUCCUCUCAGUUCCAGACAGGUUAUACUGUUUCUCCUCUCAGUUCCAGACAGGACAGGUUAUACUGUUACUCCUCUCAGUUCCAGACAGGACAGGUUAUGCUGUUUCUCCUCUCAGUUCCAGACAGGACAGGUUAUACUGUUUCUCCUCUCAGUUCCAGACAGGACAGGUUAUACUGUUACUCCUCUCAGUUCCAGACAGGACAGGUUAUACUGUUACUCCUCUCAGUUCCAGACAGGACAGGUUAUACUGCUACUCCUCUCAGUUCCAGACAGGACAGGUUAUACUGUUACUCCUCUCAGUUCCAGACAGGACAGGUUAUACUGUUACUCCUCUCAGUUCCAGACAGGACAGGUUAUACUGUUACUCCUCUCAGUUCCAGACAGGUUAUACUGUUACUCCUCUCAGUUCCAGACAGGUUAUACUGUUACUCCUCUCAGUUCCAGACAGGACAGGUUAUACUGUUACUCCUCUCAGUUCCAGACAGGUUAUACUGUUACUCCUCUCAGUUCCAGACAGGACAGGUUAUACUGUUUCUCCUCUCAGUUCCAGACAGGACAGGUUAUACUGUUACUCCUCUCAGUUCCAGACAGGACAGGUUAUACUGUUACUCCUCUCAGUUCCAGACAGGACAGGUUAUACUGUUACUCCUCUCAGUUCCAGACAGGACAGGUUAUAAUGUUACUCCUCUCAGUUCCAGACAGGACAGGUUAUACUGUUACUCCUCUCAGUUCCAGACAGGUUAUACUGUUACUCCUCUCAGUUCCAGACAGGACAGGUUAUACUGUUACUCCUCUCAGUUCCAGACAGGUUAUACUGUUACUCCUCUCAGUUCCAGACAGGACAGGUUAUACUGUUACUCCUCUCAGUUCCAGACAGGACAGGUUAUACUGUUACUCCUCUCAGUUCCAGACAGGUUAUACUGUUACUCCUCUCAGUUCCAGACAGGUUAUACUGUUACUCCUCUCAGUUCCAGACAGGACAGGUUAUACUGUUUCUCCUCUCAGUUCCAGACAGGACAGGUUAUACUGUUACUCCUCUCAGUUCCAGACAGGUUAUACUCUUACUCCUCUCAGUUCCAGACAGGUUAUACUGUUUCUCCUCUCAGUUCCAGACAGGACAGGUUAUACUGUUACUCCUCUCAGUUCCAGACAGGUUAUACUGUUACUCCUCUCAGUUCCAGACAGGACAGGUUAUACUGUUUCUCCUCUCAGUUCCAGACAGGACAGGUUAUACUGUUACUCCUCUCAGUUCCAGACAGGACAGGUUAUACUGUUACUCCUCUCAGUUCCAGACAGGACAGGUUAUACUGUUACUCCUCUCAGUUCCAGACAGGUUAUACUGUUUCUCCUCUCAGUUCCAGACAGGUUAUACUGUUACUCCUCUCAGUUCCAGACAGGUUAUACUGUUACUCCUCUCAGUUCCAGACAGGACAGGUUAUACUGUUACUCCUCUCAGUUCCAGACAGGACAGGUUAUACUGUUACUCCUCUCAGUUCCAGACAGGACAGGUUAUACUGUUACUCCUCUCAGUUCCAGACAGGUUAUACUGUUUCUCCUCUCAGUUCCAGACAGGACAGGUUAUACUGUUACUCCUCUCAGUUCCAGACAGGACAGGUUAUACUGUUACUCCUCUCAGUUCCAGACAGGUUAUACUGUUUCUCCUCUCAGUUCCAGACAGGACAGGUUAUACUGUUUCUCCUCUCAGUUCCAGACAGGACAGGUUAUGCUGUUACUCCUCUCAGUUCCAGACAGGACAGGUUAUACUGUCACUCCUCUCAGUUCCAGACAGGUUAUACUGUUACUCCUCUCAGUUCCAGACAGGACAGGUUAUACUGUUACUCCUCUCAGUUCCAGACAGGACAGGUUAUACUGUUACUCCUCUCCUCUCAGUUCCAGACAGGACAGGUUAUACUGUUACUCCUCUCAGUUCCAGACAGGACAGGUUAUACUGUUACUCCUCUCAGUUCCAGACAGGACAGGUUAUACUGUUACUCCUCUCAGUUCCAGACAGGACAGGUUAUACUGUUACUCCUCUCAGUUCCAGACAGGUUAUACUGUUACCCCUCUCAGUUCCAGACAGGACAGGUUAUACUGUUACUCCUCUCAGUUCCAGACAGGACAGGUUAUACUGUUACUCCUCUCAGUUCCAGACAGGUUAUACUGUUACUCCUCUCAGUUCCAGACAGGACAGGUUAUACUGUUACUCCUCUCAGUUCCAGACAGGUUAUACUGUUACUCCUCUCAGUUCCAGACAGGACAGGUUAUACUGUUACUCCUCUCAGUUCCAGACAGGACAGGUUAUACUGUUACUCCUCUCAGUUCCAGACAGGUUAUACUCUUACUCCUCUCAGUUCCAGACAGGUUAUACUGUUUCUCCUCUCAGUUCCAGACAGGACAGGUUAUACUGUUACUCCUCUCAGUUCCAGACAGGUUAUACUGUUACUCCUCUCAGUUCCAGACAGGACAGGUUAUACUGUUUCUCCUCUCAGUUCCAGACAGGACAGGUUAUACUGUUACUCCUCUCAGUUCCAGACAGGACAGGUUAUACUGUUACUCCUCUCAGUUCCAGACAGGACAGGUUAUACUGUUACUCCUCUCAGUUCCAGACAGGUUAUACUGUUUCUCCUCUCAGUUCCAGACAGGUUAUACUGUUACUCCUCUCAGUUCCAGACAGGUUAUACUGUUACUCCUCUCAGUUCCAGACAGGACAGGUUAUACUGUUACUCCUCUCAGUUCCAGACAGGACAGGUUAUACUGUUACUCCUCUCAGUUCCAGACAGGUUAUACUGUUACUCCUCUCAGUUCCAGACAGGACAGGUUAUACUGUUACUCCUCUCAGUUCCAGACAGGACAGGUUAUACUGUUUCUCCUCUCAGUUCCAGACAGGACAGGUUAUACUGUUUCUCCUCUCAGUUCCAGACAGGUUAUACUGUUACUCCUCUCAGUUCCAGACAGGACAGGUUAUACUGUUACUCCUCUCAGUUCCAGACAGGUUAUACUGUUACUCCUCUCAGUUCCAGACAGGACAGGUUAUACUGUUACUCCUCUCAGUUCCAGACAGGUUAUACUGUUACUCCUCUCAGUUCCAGACAGGACAGGUUAUACUGUUACUCCUCUCAGUUCCAGACAGGUUAUACUGUUACUCCUCUCAGUUCCAGACAGGACAGGUUAUACUGUUACUCCUCUCAGUUCCAGACAGGUUAUACUGUUACUCCUCUCAGUUCCAGACAGGACAGGUUAUACUGUUACUCCUCUCAGUUCCAGACAGGACAGGUUAUACUGUUACUCCUCUCAGUUCCAGACAGGACAGGUUAUACUGUUACUCCUCUCAGUUCCAGACAGGACAGGUUAUACUGUUACUCCUCUCAGUUCCAGACAGGUUAUACUGUUACUCCUCUCAGUUCCAGACAGGACAGGUUAUACUGUUACUCCUCUCAGUUCCAGACAGGACAGGUUAUACUGUUACUCCUCUCAGUUCCAGACAGGACAGGUUAUACUGUUACUCCUCUCAGUUCCAUACAGGUUAUACUGUUUCUCCUCUCAGUUCCAGACAGGACAGGUCGCAGGGAAGAUUGAAAACAAUAACAAACAGCAGGGAUCUUGACAGCCAAAAGCCCGGAACAAUCCGUGGUCCCAGCCACAAUGGCUAACAGUGUUGCGGGCAUCGUUCAAGCAGUCAAGAAAACCCUGCUAGCUUGAUAGGCAGCUAGCUAGCAACUAGGCACUUAACAGCCCCUCAUACCUGGCCUUGGUCGGCAGGAUCACUGGACAGAUAGUAGUGGUCCCAGCAACUGAUGCUGACCACGUCACGGGAUCCAAACUCUGAAGGUAGCUGGCUAGUAACCACACUUUUUCAAUGGAUUUUUCUACAAUAACGCUCUCCCUCGUUCCGCGUUCAACUGGAAGUGACGAGCGCCGCCUCUGGACGUAAAAACAGUAGACGAGGGGGGUAAGAUACACUAGGGGGUGUGUGUGUGUGUGUGUGUGUGUGUGUGUGUGUGUGUGUGUGUGUGUGUGUGUGUGUGUGUGUUGGUGGG
Molecule: messenger RNA, 4771 nt
Organism: Oncorhynchus keta (chum salmon)
Lineage: Eukaryota; Metazoa; Chordata; Actinopteri; Salmoniformes; Salmonidae
Exons: 12
Coding region: 831-4310 (1159 amino acids)
Source: RefSeq, a predicted model, not a curated record